This is a messenger RNA of Chenopodium quinoa (quinoa), 1935 nucleotides long. RefSeq names its product probable plastid-lipid-associated protein 4, chloroplastic. The record is from RefSeq and is a predicted model, not a curated record. The transcript has 8 exons. Lineage: Eukaryota; Viridiplantae; Streptophyta; Magnoliopsida; Caryophyllales; Amaranthaceae. The coding region runs from base 148 to 897 and encodes 249 amino acids.
GACUUAUCAAUCUUGAGAUCGAUUCUCAUCUCCGCCCUCAUAGCUCUCUUAAAAAAAAAUCUAGAAGAACAGCUAUUUUCAAGACAAAAGUUACACAUCCCCACCAUCAAUUUUGUACUCCUACAACCUUCUGAAACAAGUAUCAGUAUGGCCUCAUCUUCUAAUUCUCUCUCCAAAAUUAUGCUUGCAAAUGAUCAUAUCACAAAAUUUCCUCUAUUUCUUCCUUCUUCCUCAUCAAAUCUUCAUUUUCCAAGCAAACCCACCUUCAAACAUCUCUCACAUAAUCCACUUCCUGCAGAAAAGUGCAGCAGAACAAGCACCAAAACAAAAGUAUCCUUUUUUCCUGGUUUUUUGACCAACAGAAAAGAUUCCAAAGCUUUAAAAUUAAAGGAGGAGCUUCUUAUGGCCAUUGAGCCUCUUGAUAGGGGAGCUGAUGCCACCCCUGAUGACCAGCUUUGGAUUGAUCAGCUUACGCGGAAGCUGGAAGCAGUAAACCCAACGAAAGAGCCACUGAAGUCUGAUUUACUUAAUGGGAAAUGGGAGCUCAUUUACACUACCUCUAAAUCAAUUUUACAAAAUGAGAGACCCAAGUUCUUGAGAUCAAGGGUUAAUUACCAAGCCAUUAAUCUGGACACUCUUCGAGCCCAAAAUAUGGAGACUUGGCCAUUCUUUAACCAGGUAACAGCAGAUCUCUUGCCGAUAAAUUCAAGAAAGGUGGCUGUGAAAUUUGAUUAUUUCAAAAUACUGGGACUGAUACCUGUGAAGGCACCAGAAAGAACUCAGUAUGGCUCUCUGGAUAUUACUUACUUGGAUGAGGAUUUGCGAGUAUCUAGAGGAGACAAAGGAAAUUUGUUUAUAUUAAAAAUGGUUGAUCGAUUGUACAGAGUCCCAAGGUAAGGUAAUAGAUAAACCAUCAGUAUUGAGUGACAGAUGAUGCAGAACAGAAGUGCAACAUAUAAUAGCAAUGGUGCUGGCUUCAACAAUAGUAGAUGGCAAUGGUGCUGUCACUGGACACAUUAUUUCAACUACAAUUGGGGGCCAAAAUGGAGAACCUAAACAGACAUAUAUGCCAACUUUAUAAAAGAAGUACGAAGAGAAGCUUCAGAUGCAAAACUUAAGAGAUGCCACCUCCUCCUUCCCCUCCAGCAUACCACAUAGUGGAGCUGAAAGUUUCUGACGAUGUAUCAGUAAAAGUUGCUCUGAACAAAAGCAAUUUAUAUGUGGUAGGAUACUGUGAUCAGUUUGAGGGAAACUACAGAGCACAUUUUCUUAAUGAUGCCCCUCUUAAUGCCAUUAAUGAUCAGUUCAAAGAGGCAAAAACACCUUUCGUUUCACUCUUCACUACAGUUCUAGAUAUGAAGCAAUUGAAAAAAAAACUGGAAUCAAUAGAAGAAAGGCUGGUUUGGGUAUCGGAAAAUGGAAGAAUUCAAUUACUGCAAUCAACAACCAAGAAAUAGAUGAGAAAAAAGAGGCAAUAUUUCUUCUUCUAUCAGUUCAAAUGAUAUCAGAAGCAGCCAGGUUCAAGUAUAUUGAACAAAAGCUAAUCCAAAACUUGCAGGGUUUUACUCCAGAUUACAAGGUGUUGAAUCUGGAGAAUAAUUGGUUAGCAAUCACAAAAGCAAUCACAGAUUCAAAGGAUGGAAAAUUAAGUCUCCAAUUACUUUGAGGGAUGCAAGUGAUAAACCCUGGAAGGUGGAUACAGUAGAAGAAAUUGCUCCAGACAUGGGACUGUUGUGUUAUUAUUUAGGUUCAGAAUCAAUUGUACUUUAGAAAUACCAUAUGCAAUGUCAAAAUCAUGUGAUUAGAAUAAAAACUUAGAUGCUUUUGAUUUGUUCUUCCUUAUUAUGCUGUAAGUUAAAGUUUAACAUGGUUUGUUAUAAUUCUACAAUCCAAUAAGCCUGUUUAUUGAAAUAUUGUAUUCUGUUGGAGCUUUCA